AUGUUGUGCUCCACUGUUGGUUCAGGUUUGUUUUAUUUCUGCCAGGCCCCCGAAGUGCCUAAUCAGUCACAACGGGCCGGGUCUCUUGGGAUGUUAACGCACAUGCAAGCACCAUACGCAUACAUAAAGGUCACCUUCAUCCUGAGUUUUCCAUCACUCACUUUCAUCCGUCUAACUUCUAGUUCGUCUUCCAUUUUCACUAUGUUGUUUGCUCGUGCAGCUCUUGCCUCUGGUAUCAUAUUUCCCCUAUAUAUCUACCCCGGAACCAGCUGUUCAGGUUGGACACCCCUCAUCAAUGCUAUCACUACCCACCCCAAUCUACCCUUCUGGGUGGUCGUAAACCCUGCAAGUGGACCAGGAGCCGUGAACUCACAGCCGGAUGCCAACUACCAAGCAUGUAUUCCCCAACUUCGCCCGGCCGCAAAUCCCAACGUCAAAGUUUUGGGCUACGUUCCAACAGGAUUCGGCUCUCGUGCACAAUCCGCUGUCCAAGCUGAUAUCACAACUUAUUCGCAAUGGGGAGCUUCUUACAAGCCCAACGGAAUCUUUUUCGAUGAGGUUGCAGCGAACAGCGCAAAUCAGAUCUUGUAUUCGGGAUACUCGGGUUUCGCCAAGAACAAGAUCAGUGGUGCCGUGGUAGAUUACUCUAACCCAGGGGUGGCUACGCCGGCCGAGUACUACGGAUUCAGUGACCAGAUUGUCACUCGUGAGGACAAUUACAACAAUUUUAGUCCAAGUCAAUACACCAUUGGUAGUUCUACCCCAGCUUCCAAACAAGCUGUCAUAUUGCACACAACCGAAACCACUCCCCCAACUUGUAUGUUAAAUGCUAUUGUCCGCGUCGAUAAAAUAGGUGCCGUCUAUUUUACGAGCGAUGUGCUCCCGAAUCCUUACGACAUGUUUCCCCCUUAUUGGGCUGGGUUGGUCGAUGCUGUCCAAACUGCUGCGUCAGCUUGA
This is a messenger RNA of Rhizoctonia solani, 957 nucleotides long. RefSeq names its product spherulin-4. The transcript is spliced from 5 exons. NCBI's taxonomy places the organism in Eukaryota, Fungi, Basidiomycota, Agaricomycetes, Cantharellales, Ceratobasidiaceae. The record is from RefSeq and is a predicted model, not a curated record. Bases 1 to 957 code for a protein of 318 amino acids.